UAUAUGUUUUAUUAGAAACUAUUGCAAUGUAUAAAAGUAAUUUGUAAGCUAUGUGUUUAGUGUGCUAAUGAAAAUAAAAUUUAUUUGGAAUUUGCUCAAGAAUAUUUUAGUAUUUAUAUAAAUCAAUGCAAUAUUUUAUGUGAAAUAAUAGUCAGUGUGCCAUAAUAAUUUGUCUAUUUCGAGUAUUUUGCAUUUAAACUUAAUAAAGUGGUUGAUUGUUUUGUAAUUGAGUACAUCGAGUGAGCAUCAGCUAGGUGUGAUGCUGUAAUCAAACAAAAAUAAAGUAGCAAUACAUGUUUUUUUUGCUGUGAUAUAAAAUAUUUUAUGCAGAUGCAAGAUAAAUAAGAUUCUUACAAAAAUAAAUAAAUUUUAAUGGUGCACGUCAUCAGCUAUAAUUUUGGUGUUUUGCAGUUUUGAUGAUAGAGCAUUAUUAUUUGCUGCUGAUUCUGCUGCCACUUGAAAAGCAGAUAUUAUAGCUGAAUUUAUCCGAUCUGAAUCAUCAAGUGAAAAAGAUAUUUAUAUAUCAAAUACAGCGCUAAAGCCACAAAAGCAGCGUCGGUUUAUAGAGCAAUGCGCAAAUUUAUUUAGCGACUGCAACAAAGCACUUGGGACAAUAAAAAAGUUCUCAUUACUGCCGUUCAACAGCACUGAAGUUGACAGCAGUUUUGCCCGCAUAUAUCAGUAAAUGAAGCAUUAAGUAAAUAUAUGCAAAAUAUAUUAUUAAUUAAAUAAAUAUAUAAGAAUAUACAAACAAUGCGCAACGUGAAAUUUGUAUUUAUAUACACGACAUUAACAUUGCUGACAGCAGCAGUGUUUGCAGCCAGUACAGACAUUUAUUUAGAGAACAAACUGGAAGGCCCGAAUGUAUGCAAGAAGCUCGAAACAUUUCCUGUUGAAGUAGUCACUACUGAGCUACAGUCUUAUCAAGAACGCAGCUCUGUUUGGUGCCUACAAAUACCCCCGAGAUGCUCUACAUAUCGUAUAAAUCACAAAGUUGUCAAUAAAACUCACACGAUCUAUAAACAACAAAUUAAAAGAGAUUGCUGUGAUGGUUAUAAAAUCAGUGCUAAUGGUACCGCGUGUGAACCGGAUUGCACUCAAAAGUGUCAACAUGGCAAAUGUAUUGCACCAGAUAAGUGCAAAUGCGACCACGGUUAUGGAGGACCUGCUUGUGAUAUAAAUUGUCCACCCGGUUUCUGGGGUCGUGACUGUGGUAAGCAAUGUGAUUGUCUUAACAAUGCCACGUGUGAACCUUACACUGGUGCUUGCGAAUGUGCCAAGGGAUACUCUGGUGAGAAAUGUGCUGACACUUGCCCCAAAAAUCGUUAUGGUUCUGAAUGCAAGGAAGUGUGCCGUUGUGAAAAUGGUGGCAGUUGCCAUCAUGUUUCUGGAGAGUGCACAUGUGCACCAGGCUUUACUGGACCCUUAUGCGAGGACCAGUGUCCGGAUGGAAAACAUGGUGCACAAUGUAAGCAAGAUUGUCGUUGUCAAAACGAUGGCAAGUGUGAUCCACAAAGCGGCGAAUGUAUGUGCCCACCUGGUUGGACUGGAGUAGUUUGUGCAAAUAAAUGUUCUGUCGGAACGUACGGACCAAAUUGCGAGAAACCCUGUGAGUGUUUCAAAGAAGCUCCAUGUCAUCACAUAACAGGGAAAUGUGAAUGUCCGCCAGGUUAUUUGGGUGAACGUUGUUUUGAUAAAUGUCCAGACAAUUUAUAUGGGUUGAACUGUACGGAAACAUGCAAUUGUAAAAAUGAUGCAACUUGUGAUAAGGCAACAGGAGUUUGUACAUGUAGUCCCGGUUGGCAAGGCGUUGAUUGUAGUGAACGUAUUUGUGAGUUAGAUAAAUAUGGCACAGAUUGUAAUAAAACGUGUGAAUGUUUAAUGGAUAACACAGAAAUGUGCCAUCCUUAUACCGGCAAAUGCAGUUGUAAAACUGGUUGGAGUAGUUUACAAUGCAAUAGACCAUGCACAUUCUUAAAGUACGGACCCAAUUGUGAAUUAAAUUGUAAUUGUAAAAAUAAUGCUAAAUGUUCGCCUAUUAAUGGUACGUGUAUUUGUGCACCUGGCUAUCAGGGAGAAACUUGUGAAGAAAGCUGCAAACCGGGAUCCUAUGGACAGGAUUGUGCUCAGAAAUGUGAUUGCAAAAAUGGCGCAAAAUGCGCACCUGAAACAGGUCAAUGCUUCUGUACGCCAGGUUGGAAAAAUAUCAAAUGUGAUCGUCCAUGUGAUAUAAACCAUUAUGGAAAGGAUUGUGUUGGUGUAUGUGAUUGUCAUAAUAAUGCAUCGUGUAAUCCGCAAAAUGGUAGUUGCACUUGUGCUGCUGGCUGGACUGGCAAGAAAUGUGAACGAAAAUGUGACUUUGGAACAUUUGGUUUGGAUUGCGCACAAAAAUGUGAAUGCGAUCCUCAAAAUACACUGGCCUGUGAAGCUGUCGAUGGGAAAUGUAUAUGUAAACCAAGUUGGGGAGGUGUUCAUUGUGAAACAAAUUGUCCAACUGGUUUUUAUGGUGAAAAUUGUGAUCAAGUUUGCAGAUGUACGAAUAAUUCAUCUUGUGACCCAAACACUGGACGCUGCAUCUGUUCGCCUGGUUGGCUUGGAGAGGACUGUUCCCAACCUUGCUCAAAAGGUUAUUACGGCAUGGGCUGUAAAGAGAAAUGUCCUGAGAUAAUGCAUGGUAACAAGAGCUGUGAUCACAUAACUGGAGAAAUAAUUUGCCGCGCUGGUUAUAUUGGAAUAACUUGUGAACAUCCAUGUCCUACUGGUCGUUAUGGUCCUGGCUGUACGCUAAAGUGCCAUUGCGAGCACGGUGGUGAAUGUAACCAUAUUACUGGAAAUUGUCAAUGUUUGCCUGGUUGGACUGGCCCCAAUUGCAACGAUUCAUGCCCCACAGACUAUUAUGGCAUAAAUUGUUCACAGCGCUGUCGCUGCCAGAAUCAUCAAGGCUGUCGCAAGAAUGAUGGUCUAUGUAUAUGUCUACCUGGAUGGAUGGGCUCACGUUGUGAUGAAGUUUGUCCGGAGGGUUUUUAUGGUCAACACUGUAUGUUACCAUGUACUUGCUCCUCACAAAAUUUUGUAUGCCAUGCUGCUAAGGGUUGCGUUUGCCGUCUAGGCUAUACUGGUGAAAAUUGUGAUGUACCAACCAAUGCGUUACAAAUACAGCGAGCUGAUCUGGAAUCUAAUCGUACUGGUCUUGCGUGGGGCUUAGUAUUGGGUUUAAUUUUCGUAGGAGUGAUUAUAGCUGUUAUAUUUUAUUAUCGUCGACGUGUAUCCAAUUUGAAAACUGAAAUUCAACAUGUGCAAUAUAUCAGUGACACAUCACAAGGUUGGCCGGAUAGACACAAUUUCGAUAAUCCAGUUUAUGGCCUACAAGGUGCGGAUUCACGUUUGCUCAAUAAUUUACGACCGAAAAUGAACAAUCUAGAUUGCAAUGGUAGUAUGGUAUAUGGUGAUGAUUCAAAUGCAAGCAGUAGAGCUGGAACUUAUUCAAUAAAUUACAACAGUGACAUGCUCACUAAAAAUUUAAAUGCCGAUCUAACGAAUCCUAAUGUUUACAAUUGCAUUGAUGACGCUUUAAAAGAAGAGCAUGUUUAUGAUGAAAUUAAACAAAAAGAAGGUUAUAAGGAUCCCGUCAAAGAUUAUCGGAAGAAAUUGUUUCCUGAUGGUAAGAAAGCACUAAAUGCAAGACUCAUCAACAUUACUCGCUAUGAAUAUGAUCACUUAGACUACUCCCGACCGAGUACCUCUCAGAAACCGCAUUAUCACCGCAUGAAUGAUACUAUGUUAAAUAUCAAUCAUGCUGAAGAAAAACCAAGUAAUCUAAAAACAAUGGAUGUGUUAUUGGAAAAGGGUUUUCUUGUUCCAGACGAAAAGGAAGAAAAUGAAACGUGUGAUAGUAUUUGCGAUAACACAAACUUAUCAACAACAUCGACAGCAUCACCAAGUCCAAGCCCAAAACAUGCGAAAUGAGAAUGGACAGUAUAAAUAAACAUUAUAGCAAUAUAGUUCAAUUAUAAUCUUAAGAUAUAAUAAAAUUGAUGUUUUUAACAUUUAUUUAGUGCUGCGUCUUCGAAUUCCUAUGUUUAUAUUUUUUUAUUAAUUUUUUUAUAUAUGUUAAUGUAUAAUUUUUUUAUAUAUGUGCUUGUAUAAUUACUUUUGAUGUAGUCAGUAAUUAAACAAAAU
This is a messenger RNA of Teleopsis dalmanni, 4179 nucleotides long. It is a transcript of the gene drpr, whose product is annotated as protein draper. Lineage: Eukaryota; Metazoa; Arthropoda; Insecta; Diptera; Diopsidae. The coding region runs from base 754 to 3966 and encodes 1070 amino acids. Gene Ontology annotation, molecular function: scavenger receptor activity; protein binding. The record is from RefSeq and is a predicted model, not a curated record. The transcript is spliced from 13 exons.